AUGGCGGACUCGAGAGAUACCUCUCGAAAACACGACGGUUCAUCAGGAUCGAGAGAUGCUUCUCAGCCGCGAAACACUGCGGAGGGUCGCAGGGCUCAAUCACGGACGCGAAGUCCGAUAUUUCGAGUGCCUCCACGGGACACAGAUUCCGAAUCUGAAGGAUCUAGGAUUAGGUCUGACAUUGCAAGUCGGGGCCGAUCCAUGGUUAGAGGUCGUGGUACGGGAAUCACGCGCGCCCGAGCAGAGUUAAAAGAAGCACGAGAGGAGGCCUAUGAGGUGGCCUUUAACCAACUUCUUAGGGACAGGGCUUACCGGAAAGAUUCACCUCAGGUUAUUACUGACCCCGAGGAGACAGAGGAGAAUGAGAUAAUAUGCCCGGAGGUCCCUGCCAAUCUUACUGCAGAGGAACUUAGGGCCCUUGGUGGGCAUAACGUGGCCAGCAUCAUGCAUGUCGCUACAAAAUCGCGCAACCUCAAGGGAACGUGGGUUAAACGUCUUAAGGAGUCAGCCCGUGUGCUACAAGAGAUUUUAGAAGCGUUAGCAUCUAGGACGGAAGCCGAUGAGACGCGAAGGUUGAGGGCGGACAACACACGUCUCCGUAAUGAGAUCGAAAGCCUCAAGUCCGAUCUGAAGGCUCAUCGUCGAGAGUUUUCGGAAAUGAGGACCUCCAUGGCGGCGGCAAAGAGCGGAACGGCGCCUAGCUUGAGCAAAGACGCUAUGGAGGAACUAAAAGCCUCUAUUGUUGCUUCUUUGAGUGUAAUGAUAGAUGCACGUUUUGCUGGAAUUGAAGAGAGGCUACUACCUGAAACAGUACUACGCCCGCCUCUGGCGGCAGGUCAGGGAAGACGUGCGACAGCUAGACCCCAGCCGUCGUCUGUUACGCCGACAACCAGAUCUGUCCCGAUGGAACACGACAAUAUAGUGACGGAACCUUCUGCCGGAACAUCUGAAGCAGCAGCUGGCUCUAGUCAACCCAGCACUGCAACUGAUGACUGGGCCACAGUGACAAGGAAGGGAGGAAAAGGAAAGAGUAAGAAAACAACCCCCUCCGCAGCCUCGAUAGUUACUCCCGCUGAUAAACAGGCAGCCUUACCCAAGCUUUCCCCACCCAAAACUGCCGCAGUCAUGGUAACCUUACAACCAAAAGCGGCAGACAAAGGGAUGACCUACGCCCAAGUUCUUGAACGGGCUGAGCAGAGUGUGAAUUUGCAGGAGCUCGGUAUCAACGAUGGCAUAAGGAUCCGCCGAGCUGCUACUGGAGCCAGGUUACUAGAGCUGCCUAAAAAUCAGACCCCAGAACAAGCAGAAUUACUUGCAAGCAGGCUUCGAGCGGCUUUGGAUGGUAUUGCUAACGUAGUGCGGCCUACUCAAUCAGCGACGCUCAGGAUUAUCGGGCUCGACGACUCGGUCACAAAAGAGAAAUUAGUUGCUGCAGUUGUUCGCGCUGGUAACUGCACUACUCAGGUAGUUAAAGUUGGGGAUUUGCAAUUGGGCCCCAGAGGUAUGAGCACUGCCACUGUGCACUGUCCUAUUGAGGUGGCUAAGGUUUUGUCUGAUGCUGGAAGGCUUCUAGUUGGAUGGAGUUCCGCUGAGGUUCAGGUACUCGAACAGCGCCCCUUGCGAUGCAGGACUUCCCGCAGGCCAUAUCAUGGGGGGAAAGAGGUGUAA
Bicyclus anynana (squinting bush brown) is the source of this 1668-nucleotide messenger RNA. RefSeq lists its product as uncharacterized. The record is from RefSeq and is a predicted model, not a curated record. NCBI's taxonomy places the organism in Eukaryota, Metazoa, Arthropoda, Insecta, Lepidoptera, Nymphalidae. The transcript has 2 exons. The coding region runs from base 1 to 1668 and encodes 555 amino acids.